Molecule: messenger RNA, 3134 nt
Organism: Porites lobata
Lineage: Eukaryota; Metazoa; Cnidaria; Anthozoa; Scleractinia; Poritidae
Source: the annotation of a GenBank genome assembly
AUGGCCGCCAUGACGUCACGUGCAAACCAGCAACCAGGAAGUAAAAAACAUCCUGAAACAUUCAUUCCCCGUGGCAUGGAAGCAAUCCGGACCCGAUUUCAUGUGAAAGAAGAAAUCCAGGAAGUAACCUGCAGAACAGGCGUUAUCUUUGGCGCUAGGGCGAGCUCUCGGUCAAGCGGUCGUCGCUCGCUUCGUGUUUCAAACACAAAUAGGGAGCGCGAACGACGACGCCCGUCAACCGGCGAAAGGCUUUUCCCUGUCUCAUGCGGUCGUCGCUUCGCUUCGUUACUGUUAUAGAGGCGAUUUCAAACCACAAAAAUCGCCUCUUCAAAAACCCAGGUAAGAACCAAUAUCGCCUCUUCAAAGCCCAGGUAAGAACCACAGCGACAACCUAGUGAUGAUUGCCGGAUCUUACGAGAACUUGAAACUCUUAAAAUCUAGACAUCUAAGGUAGGAAAGACAGUUGGCUGAUCGUUGCGGAAAGACGACUGAGUGAAUAAACAAAUGAAUGAAUAAAUAAUGAAUAAAUAAAUAAAUAAAUAAAUAAAUAAAUAAAUAAACAGUGGUUAAGGUGUACUUGCCCGAUACAAGAGAGAAUGAGCCCGAUAUAACAGUUUGUCUACGGGAAUUACAGACCAAUAUUACACUGUCGUCAUAACUCUUGAGGGCUGAUGGGGAAUUUAAGCAACAGACCACACUUUCUAUGGGUUUCCCCGGGUGAUAACCCACGCAGGAUGUUGGGAGAACUCCAGUAAAGCUUGUAAAUCACGAACCAAAAGCGAGUGAUUUACAAGCUUUUCGAGUGUUCUCGCAUCAUCCCAAGUGGGUUAUCACACCGGUAAACCCACAGAAAGUAUGGUCUGUUGCUUUUGUAAAAUAACUUUAAAACAUGUUUCAGUUUUCUACGAGUUUACCGGCACAAUAAACCAUACGUUCUUAACCAAUCCGAACGUGCGUACUAUCUUAGUUAUUUUAUAAAAUGGGGUAAAAAAAUGAGAGAAUUUUUUUGAACGCAGUUUUUUUUCGGUUGGUGGAUUAAAAAGCAUGAUACGAGACAAUAAAAAGGAAAUUGCAAGUUAAGAAGUUGAAUCUUUCUUUGCGGGCAUGCGUGCCUAAACGCGCUGGUUCUGAGGGUCGCGCGUGCGCGCGCACCUUUCGGCGAUAGCGAUUCGAAUUCGCAAUUCUGUGGCGUUCACGUCUUAUUCCUUAGUGCCGGUCAGCAAGGAUAGAAUUACAAUUUGCUUUCGUUGGCAAAUACGACUGAUUGUCGCGAUAUAUGAAGUUAUAUAAGAGAGCUCGAGUCACCAGUUACAACUAGCGAAUUUGUUUGCCUUUUUUUCAACUUAGUUUAAUCUUUGUUUUCAGUUUGCAGCCCUCGUAGAAGCAACACCACUACGUCCUCAGCGGACAUGUGUAUAAGUAAUAUUUUUAUUACUUAAUUAUUUAUUUUUAACAUUUUUCACAGCUUACGAGUGGACUAUACUCUUUCAUUUGCAGUUUAUUUUCAAGAGAGGAUAAUUUCCUUGUUAUUAUGCAAAACGAUUGGACUGCUAUACGAAAUGAAACUUUAGGAACGUGAGAGUUCAAUCAGAAUCGGAACCGGACUCGGUGCAGCUUUUAGAACUUCCGGAGUGGCUGGAAUGUUUGUGUUUUGCAGGUUUCCUCUUUGUCCUUGCUCUUCUGAUACCUUUCAAUUUUGUGACAAUUCCGCGAGAUGAUCUAAAACAAAGAAGGUACAGUACGACGCCUCAUUGGUCUGAGAAUCAGGCCUUCCUUAGGGUUUACUGGAGAGGAGAUUGUACCAUCUUUAGUGGUUGAGGGAGGGCCGUUUUUAGAGGAGCUUAGAGGGGGAGGGUGGAGCGGGAGAGGGAGGAGAAAAAGGAAGGUUAGUUCUCUUCCUUCACUGUAUUUCCCCCCUUCUCGCUUCGCUCCUCUCCUUAUUUCCUCUGAUACCCUCAAACCACUGACGCCCUGAUUUUUCAAAAGGAGAGGGGGAGUAAAUUGAAUGCAAUUUUCAUGUACAUGUCGACCAUAAAGACCAUAGGCUUCCAAACGUAUAGGCCAGGUAUUUUAGUUACCGUUCAUCACCUACGAUGGUAGAUUUGCUAGAAACUGUUUAUUGAUUGUCCGGUUGUCACUCCAGAGGCUUACUUGGUGUCAAUGGAGACAAUGAUCACUCUACUACGAGUGACGCACAUGGAGCUAUUGUCGUCAAUAUCGCCGUCGUCGUCUUUGCUUAAGCUCCCUCUUAUUGCUAUUUAUUGGGCUACCUGUGGCACCCAAUUAUGGAAUUGGCCUUCUCUGUCGAAAAAAAGACAAAAUGGCGGACGUCUCACCCAGAAGGCGCGCGUUUCCUGGCCAACCCUCCCCACUUCAAUGGGGGCCGACUUUUACGAGGAGGGGAAGGGUCACAGAUUUGGUCUGGCGAACAGAUUUGGAACUCGAUUUGGAACUAACACAAAAUUAUCGCACGGAGUUAUUCGCCCUAUAUCUACGCCGAACGAUUAUCUAAAUAAAGUAUUCGAUGAUGUGGUUAGCCUAUGCGGGAGCUGCAGAAACAAUGCCCUCCCACGGUCCGCACGGGAAAAGCUUCAACUUGUUGCAAUUCUCUCCCUGCGUGAGACAAGGCUUUCCUUACAAGAAAGGAAUAUGCGAAUUGUGUAGAUCGCCCCCGUCUAACAUGCCAUGGACUGUUAGAAGGGCUUUAAAUGCAAUAUCCGACAGAAAUAAAACUGAAACUUAAUUUGCUUUCGCGAGUUUUAAGAAACAAAGAAUUCCCGUUAUUUGACAGUAAUUGAUCCUGUCACGUUUUAUAAGCAAGUUAUAAUGUUAUGCUAUAUUUGGGGGCAGAGAGAUUGGGGGAAGAUUCGGGUGUGUUGAGCGUGUCCCUGCAGCUAAAAAUAUUGCCAAUCGUUUCUUGUUUUAAAAUGCUGAUAUAUAUCUCUAUCCCAUUCCAUUAAUUAGGAGUAGCCGAUACACUCAAGCCGGAAAAUCGUGUAAUUAUUAUCUAUACUUCUCAAAAUAUUAAACCAUUGCAUUACGCAGUCGGCAGUCCAAUGAACCGCCACUAUGGAGGUCUUGUUUCCAAUGAAAUGCUAGUCCAUGGCAAAGUUUAUGAUCCUCCUGCCGUAUAG